AAUUGAGAAAUAAAAAUUUAUAUAUAAUAUUACAUAUAGUAUUAAUUUUUAGUUGUUCAAAAAGGAAACAUUUUUCCUUUCAACGUGCAGUAUGGGGUGCAGAAAAAAUAACACCGACACUCCAUUAGUCCAUGUCACUCUCUCCUUAUAAAUACCACGUGUUGAAUUCAUUGAACAGAAAAGCAGUAACUUAAUCUCAGAGAAAGAUGGAGAUCAAGGAAAUGUGGUCACAACUAGGCUCACUCAUGGCUAGCAUUAUGUUUGUAUAUGCCAUGUAUGAGCAAUUCUUCCCAUACCAUCUUCGAUCCUAUGUCAAAAAAUACACACACAAAUUCACAGGCCUCAUGUACCCUUACAUCCACAUUUCCUUCCCUGAAUUCACAGGUGAACGCCUCAAAAAAAGUGAAGCAUUCACUACCAUCCAAACAUACCUUAGUGCAAAUUCAUCGCAAAAAGCCAAAAGACUCAAAGCUGAAGUGGUUAAAGAUAGCCAAACACCACUCGUACUUAGCAUGGAUGACAAUGAAGAGAUCACAGAUGAGUUCGAAGGUGUUAAAGUGUGGUGGGCUUCAAACCACACCCUCCCACAAACACAAACAUUUUCAUGGUACCCUUCUUCAGGUGAGAAAAGAUUCUUAACUCUUACAUUUCACAAACGUUACCGUGACCUCAUCACAGGCUCUUACAUCCAACAUGUGUUGGAACAAGGCAAGAAUAUUGAAGUGCAAAAUAGGACACUGAAGUUGUACACCAACAAUCCAAGCAAUGAUUGGUAUGGCUGGAAACGCACCAAGUGGAGCCAUGUAACUUUUGAGCACCCUGCAAGUUUUGGGACCCUUGCAAUGGACCCAAAGAAGAAAGAAGAGAUCAGAAAUGAUCUUGAAAAGUUCAAGAAGGGAGAAGAUUACUAUAAAAAAAUAGGUAAGGCUUGGAAAAGAGGGUAUCUUUUGUAUGGUCCUCCGGGUACUGGUAAGUCUACUAUGAUAGCUGCUAUGGCUAAUUUCAUGAACUAUGAUGUGUAUGAUCUUGAACUCACUGCAGUUAAGGAAAACACUGAGCUAAGGAGGCUUUUGAUUGAGACAUCAAGUAAGUCAAUUAUAGUGAUAGAGGACAUUGAUUGUUCUCUUGAUCUUACGGGCCAAAGGAAAAAGAAUAAGAAGGAAAAAGAUGAGGAUGAGGUUGAACAAGCCAAGAAUCCUACUAAGAAACACGAGGAAGAUGAAGAGAAGGGAAGUAAAGUGACUCUAUCUGGGUUGUUGAAUUUCAUUGAUGGGAUUUGGUCAGCUUGUGGAGGAGAAAGGAUCAUAAUUUUCACAACAAAUUUUGUGGAGAAGCUUGAUCCUGCUUUGAUUAGGAGAGGGAGAAUGGAUAAGCACAUAGAAAUGUCUUACUGUGGUUUUGAGGCUUUUAAGGUUUUGGCCAAGAACUACUUGGAUGUUGAGUCUCAUAGUUUGUUUCCUAGAAUUGAGAAGUUGUUGGGAGAGACCAAUAUGACACCUGCUGAUGUUGCUGAAAAUUUGAUGCCUAAGUCAAUUGUUGAAGAUUCUGAGACUUGCUUGAAGAAUCUUGUUGUGUCUAUUAAGGAGGCUAAGAAGAAGGCUGAGGAGGAUGCAAAGAAAAAGGCUGAGGAGGAUGAGGAAGAGAGAUUGAAGGCAGAGAAGAAAGAAAAAGAAAAGCUGGCUAAAGAGGAAGAGGUUAUAGCUAAUGGAAAAUCUGAGGAAGGGGCGAAAGAGAAUGGUGACAACAAUUAGUUUAUAUUAAGAUAAAGAUUAAAUAACAUAUAACAUAUUUCCUUCUUGGUGAAAUAAUUUAUAUGUAGUUGCAUUAUAUAAUUCAAAUAUAGUUAAGUUUUUUCCU
Abrus precatorius (Indian licorice) is the source of this 1857-nucleotide messenger RNA. RefSeq names its product AAA-ATPase ASD, mitochondrial-like. The record is from RefSeq and is a predicted model, not a curated record. Gene Ontology annotation, molecular function: ATP hydrolysis activity; ATP binding. The transcript has a single exon. The coding region runs from base 207 to 1751 and encodes 514 amino acids. Lineage: Eukaryota; Viridiplantae; Streptophyta; Magnoliopsida; Fabales; Fabaceae.